Elaeis guineensis (African oil palm) is the source of this 1786-nucleotide messenger RNA. Its product is annotated as phospholipase A1-Igamma3, chloroplastic. The record is from RefSeq and is a predicted model, not a curated record. Lineage: Eukaryota; Viridiplantae; Streptophyta; Magnoliopsida; Arecales; Arecaceae. Gene Ontology annotation, biological process: lipid metabolic process. Gene Ontology annotation, molecular function: glycerophospholipase activity.
UCCAAAGAAAUUGUUGGGACACCAAAACAAAGUAAGUUCAAGUAUUGGUCCUAUGGCAUUCCUCUCUUUAUCAAGCUUUUAUCCUCAGUUCCAUACACCACCACUGCUUUCCUUUCCCUCCCCCACUCCUACCAUCUCAAAACCGACCAUCUUCAACACUAAGUCCUUGUUCCUUAACUCAAACACAACCACCUCGUUGAAAUGCUUGCCCACACCACUUGAACUUGCUUCUCAUUGUGUUGAAGAGGAAGAGCAGCUUCUCCACCAUGUUUGGAGGAAGAUCCAUGGCUCUGACGACUGGACCGGCCUCCUCGACCCCAUGAACCCCCUCCUCCGCAGCGAGAUCAUCCGCUACGGAGAAUUCGCUCAGGCCUGCUACGACGCCUUCGAUUUCGAUCCCCACUCCAAGUACUGCGGCACUUGCAAAUACUCAGGCAACCACUUCUUCGACCGGCUCCACAUGCCGGCGGCCGGCCAUGGCUAUGAGAUCAGCCGCUACCUCUAUGCCACCUCCAACAUCAACCUCCCUAACUUCUUCCAAAAAAAGCGUCUACGCAACGUGUGGAGCACCCAUGCCAAUUGGAUGGGUUACAUCGCCUUUGCCACAGAUCCUCUAGAGAUUGCUCGGCUUGGCCGGCGUGACAUCGUCAUCGCAUGGCGAGGCACCGUCACGUACCUCGAGUGGAUCCAUGACCUCAAAGACAUCCUAACGCCGGUGUACUUCGGCGACGAUCCCUCCAUCAAGGUGGAGUCCGGCUUCUUGGAUUUGUACACCAUGAAGGAGCACCGGUGCAACUACUGCUCCUUCUCAGCCAGAGAACAAGUGCUCGCUGAUAUCAAAAGAUUAGUAGAAAGAUUCAGCGGCGAAGAGCUUAGCAUUACGGUCACCGGGCACAGUCUGGGAGCGGCGCUAGCUUUGCUCAGUGCUUACGAUAUCGCGGAGAUGGGGCUAAAUAUUAGAGAAGACGGGGAGAUGAUACCGGUGACGGUGUUCUCCUUCUCGGGGCCGAGAGUUGGGAAUCUGAGGUUCAAAUUGCGAUGCGAGGAGCUGGGGGUGAAGGUGCUGAGGGUGAUCAACGUGCAUGACCGGGUGCCGAGCGUGCCGGGGAUAAUUGCGAACGAGAAGUUCCAAUACCAGAGGGUGGUGGAGGAGGUGAUGUGGUUCCCGUGGAGCUACGCGCAUGUGGGGGUGGAGCUGGCGUUGGAUCACAGGGAGUCGCCGUUCCUGAAGGAGAGUGGGGACGUGCGGUGCGUGCAUAAUUUGGAGGCGCAUUUGCACCUGGUGGAUGGGUAUCAGGGGAAGGGGAGGGGGUUCGAGUCGGCGGGGGGGAGGGACGUGGCGCUGGUGAACAAGAGCUGCGACUUCUUGAGGGAGGAGCUGGGGGUGCCGCCGAGGUGGUGGCAGGAUGAGAACAAGGGGAUGGUGAGGGGGGAGGAUGGGCGGUGGGUGGUGCCGGAGAGGCCAAGGGUGGAGGCGCAUCCGCCGGACACGGCUCACCACCUCGACAAGGUGCUCAAGGGUGGGAGGCCACCGCGCUUGGAAUCCCGUUAGUUCUCUCUCCCAUCAUCGUAUCAUGGUUCCAUUUUAGUUAUCUGCUGAUGGAAUGAUAGCCGAGCUGAAGUUCCACCAUAUGAUGGUGUUUGUUUUUUUGUUUCCCCCCUAAAAAUGGAAAAGAAAAGAAUAGUUACUUUAUUAACAAUAGUAGGAUAAUUAUUGAUCUUAGGCUAUCUUAGCCCGCAUCUCUGCAAUUACAUUAACCAAAUGAUUGGCUACAUGAUUUGAUUU